This is a messenger RNA of Thalassophryne amazonica, 4227 nucleotides long. RefSeq lists its product as uncharacterized. NCBI's taxonomy places the organism in Eukaryota, Metazoa, Chordata, Actinopteri, Batrachoidiformes, Batrachoididae. The record is from RefSeq and is a predicted model, not a curated record. The transcript has 12 exons. The coding region runs from base 51 to 2489 and encodes 812 amino acids. Gene Ontology annotation, molecular function: metal ion binding; NAD+ poly-ADP-ribosyltransferase activity.
CAGGUUUCUCAGUGUUCGUGGAGGCAAACAGAAGGAGAGGAUUAAAUGAUAUGGAUUCAGCAAUACUGAAGAAAAUCUGCGCCAGUAAAGGAUCACUGAACACCUGUGAUUUGCUGUGUGACCUCGGGUUGAGUGAUCCCACAGAUUUCUUUCAACUUAUUAGUGAUCGAGACAAGUUUGUUUUUUGUUUUCCUGACGGCCAGCAGCUGGUGGUGGCGAGGAUCAACCUGAGAGUAUGCCGAAUCAAAGACUGUCCACGAUGCAGAGGUUUACAUGUUUGUAAAAACUUUCUCUACAGUGGAUCCUGCCACUACGACCGCAGGAGAGGAGGAUGUAGGUUCUCCCACCAGCUGGACUCUGACUACAACAUGGAGAUCCUGAGAGGACACGGCCUUGAGAACCUGACCAGGACAGAGUUGUGCACGCUGCUGCUGCAGAGCGACAAUGCACUCCUGCCAUCUAUUUGUUACGAUUACAACAAUGGCAAUGGGGAGCAUGGCCGAUGUAAAGACGGCAAUGACUGUAAGAGACUCCACAUCUGUGAGAAGUCCCUGCAGGGUGACUGUCACUGCCACAGGAGUCACAAUUUCAAUUGUCAACAGCCGUUAAAAAAUCUGCACGAUAAAGCCGUGCCUGACCACCUCAUCAGCUCUUUGAAGUCGAUUUAUUUCAAUAAACAGGCUUUGAGAGACCAUGACAACAGUGCCAACAAAGGCAACAACAGGGGCGACAAAGGCUACAACAAAGGCAACAAUAGGGGCAACAAAGUCUACAAUAAGGACAAAAAAGGCAACAACUCUCAAAAGCAACAACAAAAUUGUUCUACCAGUGAUGCAGUCACCAAUAAUGGUCCAACCACAACCCAAGAGCAAGACCCCAACAAAAAGCCAAGUGAUGGCAAUUUGGGCAAUAAAGCCAAUGAAGGUGAAGGCAACAGUCAGGAGCUGAAAAGAACCACUUUGACUAAUAACAUCCCUGACACCGUCCGGAAUGCAGAAGUGAACGGCAAAGAUGGACUGGAUACAAAAGCAAAGGAAAAGCCUCAGAGAAACUUGGGGUCUGCCAAAGAUAAAACAGAAAUCUGUUUGUUCUUCGUCAAAGGUACCUGCAAGUACGAAGAACGGUGUUAUAAAGCGCACUACAAGCUGCCGUACAGGUGGGAGUUACAAGAAGGCGAUCAUUGGACGGCCUUACCGAAUAACGAGAGCAUCGAGAAGGACUACUGUAACCCUGAAAACACAUACGGUGUUGGCAGACCAGCUGUAAGUUUUGACACGAUGACCUGUGGUGCGAACAAAGUCCGACGGCUCUCCACACCUUCUUAUGUACUCGAGCCAAAUUUUAUUCUGACCACACAGUGGGUUUGGUACUGGGAGGAUGAGUCUGGAGUAUGGAAUCAAUACGCUGCAACUACCAGUGGACACAAAGCAUCAGACAUUGAUAGCGUCGCACUGGAGCAGAAGUUUGUGAACAAUGACAGCGAUGAGGUGGAGUUCAAGGCCGGCUCACAGACUUAUUCGCUGAGCUUCAAGGACAUGAUACAAGUAAAUAAGCAAUAUGGUACAAAGAAGGUUGUAAGAAGACGACCUCGAUUUGUCUCCACAGAAGAUAUCCAAGCAAAGAGAGUGAGACGGCCACUGGGUCAACCUUCAAAUUUCACCACGAUACCAGCUCACUGGGACAAGUCACACAUCCCUCAGAUUGGAUAUGAGCGAGUUCCCUUGCAACACUUGUCAGCAGAAUAUACGGAGAUCGAAAGCCUUUUCUGUAAAACAAUGAAAGGCUAUGAGAUCACCAAAAUUGAAAGGAUUCAGAACAAAGCACUUUGGGAAAUCUUUCAAUGGCAAAAUUCUCAGAUGAAGAAAUACAACGGUGGGAGAAAUGUGACUGAAAAAAAGCUUUUUCAUGGCACCAACUUUAAAUACGUAGACGCCAUCUGCCACAACAACUUUGACUGGAGAAUCUGUGGACUUAAUGGAACUGCCUUCGGCAGAGGAAGUUACUUUGCCAGGGAUGCCAGAUACUCCCACAACUACACUGGAGAUUCUUCUGCCAGACCCAUGUUCAUUUCACGGGUGCUGGUGGGCAGUUACACCAAGGGGUCCUCCAGCUACACUCGACCUCCAUCCAAGGAUGGUGGUGACACAAACUUCUACGACAGCUGUGUCGAUGAUGUCCAUGAUCCUUCGAUCUUCGUAGUGUUUGAGAAGCAUCAAAUCUACCCAGAGUACCUGCUGCAGUACAAGGACCAGUCCUUUGGUAAUCCAUACGUCAGUGCAGCAACAAGCUCAGCUUCACAGCCCAGUAGACCGGUGCCCCAGCCCAGCAGACCAACCCCCCUGCCCAGCAGACCAGUUUAUCCUGCCAGCAUUCCAAAUUAUCAACCGUCCUUGCGAUUUACCCCAUUUAGCCAAUCUUCAACAUAUCAGCGAAGUUACUCAUCACAGCCAAGCCCAAAGAAAGAGGCUAAUUCCUGUGUUAUUGCCUAGGCUGCAUCCCUGGCUCAACAGUUGGCAUGAUUGUAGGAGCUUUUUAGAGGGUAUCAAAAUUAAAAAAUACUAUUACAAUUCAUGACAGUAAUUAAGACAUGGAACUGAUCAGGUUGAUUCUAGUAUAUUAUACUGCUGCUGGGUUGUGUUUUAUGUAAAUUUAACAUAAAUGCAUAUAUAUGUGACUUUAAUAGUCAAAUUUGGGAGUGACAGCAGACAACUAAAACAAUCAAAAAUGCCUUUGUGUAGUUGUACGCAUUUGCUCAGGAAAUUUGAUAUGGAAUGCCUUUGUGCCACUACAUAGAAUAAUAAUAAAAAUGAGUCAUAGAUGAUGCUGCUGUUCCAUGACUAGCCUAUCAAAACAUACAAAAUUAUGUUUGAACAUCUGAGGAUGUAAGUCAGCUGGAAGAUUUCUAAACAGUUGAUGAUGUACUGAGGUCCCAUUGACCUCCACGGAUGCAUUACAGAUUAGAAUAGUACCAUAUUCCAAUUCCACAUCAUUUGGUAUGCACUGCUGAGUUAGCACUUUGUAGAAAUAAAUGUCCAUGUUACUACAUAUGUAAACACUUGUUAUUUUUAGCUACGCAUCUUGAAGUAGCUUCUGACUGUUGUAACGAUUCUCUCCACCCUCCCUUUGGCCUACAUUAACUUGAACAAGUCAAACUGCCACCAGCAGUCAUGUUGGGCCUCUGAGUGAAAUGAGGCAGGUCAUUUCUGAUGAUCAGUAUAUUGUAGCUGACUGUACUUCCUGUGACUAAAAAAAACAUUUGGCCUGCAGGCCACCCUACACACGAGCAACCCCAUCCUGUUUUUUUUGUCUUUACAUAAACAUAACCAACAUUUUAUUGCUUCUGCUAGAAUAUACCAUACUGUUUUAAAUACGACUGUGUAAUGGUUGUCUUAUAUUCAGGGUUUAGACUUGUAUAAAUCAUAUCCACAGUAGUAGUUGGUGGCAAAUACCUAUGACACCAGUGUGCCUCUCAGGGCUGCAGCAGCCCACCAUGCUUACUUACAGUGCUGCACUAUGGUGAGACACUCUGAUUGUGAAGUCAUCUUAAUCUGAAAAGAGUCCACUUCAAAAGUAGGGUAAGUUGACCAGGAACUGAGGAGAAGUUAUGAUGCAAACUUUAAAUGCAUGGUGAUAAAUGCAUCAGAGUUAUCAAACAACUUUCAAGCAGCCAAGAAAUACAGUGUAGAAAUGUUACAAAAUGGUAAGCCCAAAAAUCUCUUAAAUAUCAUAAGACUAAGAAAAGUUUACCGUGGUACAAAAAUGUGCUUAUAUAUGCAGCACAUUCAAAUAAAAGUACUCGUGCAAAAGAUUUAGUCUUCAGAAAAACUUACAGAGGGUCGUAGGGUCUGUCUUAUAUUUAGAACAAUGCAAAAAAGUUCUAAACCUAAGCAGUUAUUUGUAUUAUCUGCACUAUGUUGAACUACAUUUUCUACAUUUUGACAAUGACCUAAAUACUACACAGUCUGCCUCGGGUCUUUAAUUUGUUAAACCUGUGGGCUUUUUUCAGGCUUUCAUGCAGCUAUUUGUUCUAUAUGUUGUUAGUACAAAUAAUCCAAGAUAUGGUACUUUAUCCUGGGCCCCCGAACCAUCAAAGGCCACAGAAACUGUUUCUUGGAUACAAAGAUUGUGUUUGAAGUGUUGAAUACAAAAUUUGAUUCUGCUUGUUUUGAUUUUAUGUCCUCGCUUUGUGUUUUUAAUUCAUAAAAUAAAGUUUUGUGAUUGCUUGAG